Molecule: messenger RNA, 3976 nt
Organism: Scleropages formosus (Asian bonytongue)
Lineage: Eukaryota; Metazoa; Chordata; Actinopteri; Osteoglossiformes; Osteoglossidae
Product: E3 ubiquitin-protein ligase SH3RF3-like
Exons: 10
Coding region: 594-3104 (836 amino acids)
Molecular function (GO): metal ion binding; protein binding
Source: RefSeq, a predicted model, not a curated record
CCCACGGAAUGAAUGGUGGUCACGGCGAAACGUCUCAGAGACACUUUUCCGACUCGUACUUCGCAGCGCACCUUGCAAACGAACGAGUCUCCUUCACAAACACCGUUGGGCGCUUGACUUCACGGCGGACGCUGACCGGGAGAAGACGGCUUAGUUUUUAUGUAAGAGGUCUCGUCGUCCGGGAUUGUCCCAAGCGCGAGCGCGCUCUGCGAGGCCGCAUCGAUUCCGGCCAAUCCAAUGGGAAGUAGAACGUGGGGAAGGAGCUCGACGCCUUUCGCUCGCUCUGAUUUCGCAGGUAACCGAAGCGUCUUGAAGGGGGAGAAGGGGAGGGGGUUGCGACGCUCGCGACGCUCUCGGCGCUGCGGGUCCCCCCCCUUCUCUCUCUCUCUCUCUCUCUCUCUCUCUCUCUCACUCACUCAAGUGAGCUCCCUACGCGCGCGCAGCUCUCCGGCAGCCCGCUCGCUCGCUCGGCGCGAAGAAGCGCGUCUCGCGCGUCCCGUCCCCGCGCUCCCUCCGAUGCCCCGCGUCGCGCCGCGCGCCGUGCGCAGCCCCGAGCUCUCCCGCGCUCCCGCGCCCACCGCCCCUGAGCGACGAUGGACGAGUCGUCGCUGCUGGACCUGCUCGAGUGCUCCGUGUGCCUCGAGCGCCUGGACACCACGGCCAAGGUGCUGCCCUGCCAACACACCUUCUGCCGCCGCUGCCUCGAGAACAUCGUGAGCUCGCGGAACGAGCUGCGCUGCCCCGAGUGCCGCAUCCUCGUGGACUGCGGGGUGGACGAGCUGCCCGCCAACAUCCUGCUGGUCCGCUUGCUGGACGGGAUUAAGCAGAGACCCAGGAACGGAGGGAGAGCGUCCCUCACCGGGGUCUCCCUGGCCGGGGUCUCCUUGGGAUGCGCAGCCGGCGUCGGCGCUUCUCCCCCGGGCACCGCGAUCCGGGAGCUGCCCGCUGCGACGCGGAGCUCUCCGGUCAAGAAUGUUCCCCAGCUGCCUUGCGGGAAGGCUCUGUACAGCUAUGAGGGCAAGGAGCCGGGUGACCUCAAGUUCACCAAGGGGGACAUCAUCAUCCUGCGGCGGAAGGUGGACGAGAACUGGUACCACGGGGAGCUCAACGGCAGCCACGGCUUCCUUCCGGCGAGCUACAUCCAGUGCAUCAAGCCCCUGGCGCAGCCGCCGCCCCAGGGCAAGGCCCUCUACGACUUCGAGGUCAAGGACAAGGAUCAGGACAAGGACUGCUUGACCUUCACCAAGGAUGAAAUUCUGACUGUGAUCCGAAGAGUAGACGAGAACUGGGCCGAGGGCAUGCUGGGAGAUAAGAUCGGGAUUUUCCCAAUUCUAUAUGUCGAGUUAAAUGAGACGGCCAAGCAGCUAAUGGAGAUGGACAAGUCGAUCCUCGCCCCUGGGCCCAGCAGUGAGCCAGGGUCCACCCCCGGGCCUUCCUCGGGCCCCAGCACCACCCUAAAUGGCAGCGACGGUCCCGGUGCAGGUCUCAGCCGGCGUGCCGAUGGCAAGAAGAACGCCAAGAAGAGGCACUCGUUCACAGCGCUGAGCAUCACCCAGCGCACCGCCCAGGCGCUCAGCAACCGCCAUUCUAUGGAGAUCAGCGCACCGGUUCUCAUCAGCUCUUCGGACCCGCGGGCCGCUGCUCGCAUUGGAGGCGACUGCCCCCACCUGUCCUCCAGCGCCCCCUUGCAGGACUCCUCAUCCUUUGUCGCUGGGACGCCGUCCAUAGCGACCGUGGUGCCUCCAAGGGGGACCGGGGAGCUGCUGGUUGCCGCCAAGGUGCAGCUGCCUCUCAACAUAUACUUGGCCAUGUACGCUUACAAGCCCCAGAAGGCGGACGAGCUGGAGCUGCGGAAGGGCGAGAUGUACCGGGUGACUGAGAAGUGCCAGGAUGGCUGGUUCAAGGGCACCUCCCUGCGCAGCGGCGCCUCCGGAGUCUUCCCCGGGAACUACGUCACCCCCGUGUCCAGGGCACCCUUUGCUGUGGGACAACCUCGCGCUUGCCUUCCCAGCUCCGCCCAGGCCGCCAAAGCUGCGCCCGGCUCCCCGGGUUCCUCGGGGCCGUCCAGCCCCUCGCUUCUGGGGCCUUCCUCACGCUCCACCGCUGCACCGCUGGCCAGCCCCCCUACCUCUUCAUCCCCCUCCUCCUCUUCCUCCUCUCCCCCACCCCAGCAUCCGACAGCGGCCGUGCACCUGAAGAACUGCCUGCGUGCGGCCGGCCAGCAGACCGUGAGCCAGGCUCGCACUGCCCUGCAGCUGGCUCACAGCCCCCCGGCGGGCAGUCCGGAGAGGCCUGCCGCCGUUGUCUCGCCGCUGCGCCCCCAGGGCUCCCCAUCGCGUUGUCCGGGGCCGGCCGGGGGCCCGUUUUACGUGCUGUCCCCCCAGCACGUACCCGUGACCCGGCCGGCCUUCCCGCUCACCUCCGCGGCGGCCGCGGUCACCCCACCCAACGUCAGCGCCGCCCAACUCGGCGGGGAGGCUUCAGGUGGCCCCCUGCAGCUCCCCUCCCCGGCCCACGCCCAGAGCGCCGUCGCCAGCCUGCCCAAGCUGGAGGAGAAGAAGGCGGAAAAGAAGGAGAAGAAGGCCGGCGGUCUCCUGAAACUCCUCUCCGGUGCGGCAGCCAAAAAGAAGUCGCGUUCGCCGCCCUCCAUGUCCCCGACGCACGAGGCGCAUCCCCAGGCUGUCGCCCCCUGCCCCGCCGCCGAACCGCCGCCGCAGGGUGCCGCCGGUCCCGCCCAGCUUCACCCGGCGUCGGGUCACGGGCGUGCCGGGUCCUGCCCCAUCGAGAGCGAGAUGCAGGGCGCCAUGGGCCUGGAGCCGCUGCAUAGGAAGUCCGGCUCCUUGGACCUGAACUUUUCGGUGUCGCCACCUGCCCGGCAGCCCUCCUCUGCCCUGCUCGCUGUCCGCCCAGAACCCAAGCCCCUUUCCCGAGAGAGGUACCGCGUAGUAGUGCCCUACCCCCCGCAGAGCGAGGCCGAGAUCGAGCUGAAGGAGGGCGACAUCGUCUUUGUGCACAAAAAGCGGGAAGAUGGCUGGUACAAGGGCACGUUGCAGCGUACAGGGCGCACCGGGCUGUUCCCUGGCAGCUUUGUGGAGAUCUUCUGAGGAGCUACAUUCUCCAUUGUGGUCACAGGACAGGAUGCAAUCGGAGCAGUUUUCUUGUUUUUUUUUUUUUGCUCUCCAGAUGAGACCCACUAAGGAUUCUGAAACAGGUGACACAGCAGUCCAUUGGGAGGUCACUGGAGAAGAUCACUGGAGAAGGUCCAGUUGUAUUGUCAUAGUCCCUUCAUGUCUUAUUUAGGUUUUUUUUAUUUUGUAAGCCCCUACUGAAGCUUCUGGCAGAGAUCUUCAUCAGGAACUUGAUGGCACAACAGCAGAGUGAUAGUACAAUUGUCUAUCUCCUCAAAGACCAGCUUCAUCCAGCUCGAACUGGGAGUGUAGAUGGGGGAUGAUUCGGUAGCACCUUCAGAAUCUGAUCAGAACCAAACUAGAACCUCGUCUGCUCACGCAGCGGCCAAGCUCAAGCAGUGCCUUCCAGCCUCAGACCCGCCAACACCAGAUCCAGGCGAUGCAAACCCCUGCCCUCAAACCUUCAGUUUCUUCAGACGUCACUUACUUUUAAAACUACUGAGUUAUUGUGAAGCAGCUGCAGUGAACUCCAUGAAUUCCCGGCACAAGGCUUGGGUUGCAGGGUCACCUGUGGGAUCAACACCACCCACAGUCCAAGUACUGAUAGAGGGUUCCGCAUGGGAGGCCUCGGGCAGACACGGUUGACAUCCUGCUUGUUAGGGGCAACAGGCUCAUGUUGCUACACUUCAUGAUACCUCAGAAAUACAUGGGCUUAGGGUGUAUCAGCAUUGGUUGUAUAGCACAGGUUUGCACAAGAAGGUCCACGGUGUCUUGUCAUCCAUCUUUUUGAAACAUUCACAGAAAAAGGAGGUGUCAGUAAGAGAAGACACUAAGGAGGAAGAGCACAG